AUGGCAAGUCAAGUGCAAGACAAGAACGGGAAUGCCAUCGACGAAGGAGAUAGAGUAUUCACCAAAAUCCGAGGCGGAAAACGCGAAGGCGAAGUUGAAGACAUAGUAACGACGCAAGAAGAAGCUCAAAAAGAAAAAGUGAAAAAUCCCCCAAAAGUUGUUUUCCACGAUCAGCAUGGGCACAAAGUCGCCCAUAACCCUGGCACGCUGGAGAACUUGGAUGCGCAAGAAUGA
Messenger RNA from Glarea lozoyensis ATCC 20868, 234 nucleotides. RefSeq lists its product as uncharacterized. The transcript has 3 exons. The coding region runs from base 1 to 234 and encodes 77 amino acids. NCBI's taxonomy places the organism in Eukaryota, Fungi, Ascomycota, Leotiomycetes, Helotiales, Helotiaceae. The record is from RefSeq and is a predicted model, not a curated record.